AUGAAUCCUGAAAAAUUAUCAGUUCCUAAAGUUCUUAGAAAUCUUGAAGAAUUCUCACAAUGUUAAGAUCUUUAAGACCAUUCUUACUUUUAUUUUGAUCAAAAUUCAAUCAAUCCUUACAAGGAAAUAGAACCUAACUGGGAUGAAACAAGAAGAAUUAGUGACCCUAUUCACUAAUUCAUAGAACUACCCAAAUCAAUUUGGCGUAUAGUAGAUACUGAAGAAUACUAGAGAUUAAGAUACAUAAAGUAACUAGGCAUGACCGGAUUUGUAUUUAAUGGAGCUAAUCACACAAGAUUUGAGCACUGUUUAGGUGUUGCUCAUUUAUCUUGGACCUAUUUAGACAAAAUAGCAAUGAAUCACUAGUAUAAGUUUGAGCAAAUGGGACUUAAAGACGCAGACCAUUUUGAUUAGAUAAAGUUAUUAGUUACAAUUGCAGGACUUUGUCAUGAUUUAGGACAUGGCCCCUUUUCUCAUAUGUUUGAUAAUAUUCUCCUCCCUCGUUUAGGAGAAAAAAAAUGGAAACAUGAGGAAGGUAGCUGCAUGAUGCUUAGAUCCAUUCUACUAAGUGAAGAAAAAGAUUUUAUGACCAACUUAGUUACUUACAAAAAUGCAAAAUUAAAUCCAAAAGAAGAUAUUGAAGUCAUUUUAGAUAUGAUCGAAGGAUUAACUUUAAGCCAAUGGAAAGAUAAAUAUGAAGAAAAAAAGUAAUAUCCAAAAUGGGUAUUUGAUAUUGUAUCAAAUAAAACCACCUCGAUUGAUGUGGAUAAGCUUGACUAUUUGAAAAGAGAUCCUUCAUGCUUGAAUGUUAAGCACGAGUUCGACUAUAAUAUUCUAUUUAAUGAAACUCGUAUUAUAGAUGGAGAAAUAUGUUACAAUAGCAAAAUUCAUGACACAAUAUAUGAUAUUUUCCAUAUUAGAUAUAAACUUUUUAAGCAUAUUUAUUUACAUAGAGUGACUUAGGCUAUAGAGCUUAUGCUUUGUGAUGCCCUUGAAAAAGCAAACCCAGUAUUUAACUUUUUAGAAACCAUUAAAUCACCAUAAAGAUACUUAAGACUUACAGAUUCUAUCAUAGAAAUAAUUUUGGGUUCAGAAGAUUGUGAAUUAGCUGAAUCAUAAUAACUCUUGAAAAGAAUAUUCACAAGAAAGAUUUACAAAUUCGUUGGUGAAAUAGUUAUUGACUAAUAAAAAGAUUUGACUGAAUCUCAAGUUUUAGAUGGCAUUUCUAGAAACAAUUAAUAUAGACCAUCAUUUUCUUGUUCAAGUACAAAACUCAAUGACUUCGAAAGAAAAAAUACUAUAGUGACUUUUUCUAAAAUCAAUUAUUGUAUGAAAGACUAAGAUCCUGUUAAUAAUUGCUACUUCUUUAAAUCUUCAUAGCCAUUUGAGAAAAAAAAAUUACCAGCUUAAAAUUCCUCUUUGUUAAGACCACAGAAGUUUGGAGAAUAAAUCAUUAGAGUCUUUGUUAAAGAAAAUGAUGAAGUUUUAAUAAAUAAAGUAAAGAAUGGAUUUGCACUUUAUACACAAAAAGAACUUCAUACCGAAACUGGUGCUUACGAUAAAAAAGAUCAUUAAAAAACACCUAAUAAAUCAGAGCCUUAAAAAAAAUUCAAGUUGAGUAGUCCUUAAUAUGAAAACAAUGAAAAUACCAACCAAAAGUAAAUGAAUAUUAUAAUUAAUGACGGCUCUUAAUAUUAAUUAAAUACUAAAACAUUAUUUUAAAAUGAUGAUUGA
Tetrahymena thermophila SB210 is the source of this 1734-nucleotide messenger RNA. RefSeq names its product SAM domain and HD domain protein. The record is from RefSeq and is a predicted model, not a curated record. The transcript is spliced from 3 exons. Gene Ontology annotation, cellular component: nucleus. Gene Ontology annotation, biological process: dGTP catabolic process. Gene Ontology annotation, molecular function: dGTPase activity. Lineage: Eukaryota; Ciliophora; Oligohymenophorea; Hymenostomatida; Tetrahymenidae.